Molecule: messenger RNA, 232 nt
Organism: Dentiscutata heterogama
Lineage: Eukaryota; Fungi; Glomeromycota; Glomeromycetes; Diversisporales; Gigasporaceae
Source: the annotation of a GenBank genome assembly
AUGGCUACUAAAGCUGCUUACAAGAGAUUGACCAAAGAAUACUUGGCCGUCCAGAAGAAUCCACCACCAUACAUGCUAGCAAAACCGCUAGAAAAAAACAUUCUUGAAUGGCAUUAUGUUCUACGAGGACCUCCUGACACACCUUAUCAUAAUGGAGAGUAUCAUGGUGUUUUAUUAUUCCCACCGGAGUAUCCUUUCAAACCUCCUUCUAUUCGUAUGACGACACCUUCUG